Dermacentor andersoni is the source of this 2518-nucleotide messenger RNA. RefSeq lists its product as uncharacterized. The record is from RefSeq and is a predicted model, not a curated record. NCBI's taxonomy places the organism in Eukaryota, Metazoa, Arthropoda, Arachnida, Ixodida, Ixodidae.
AUGUCGAAUGUUGCGUUUCGAAUAUAGAGGCGGUAGCGACACCGCGUUUCGAGAGGAGCCGCCAGAACGCGCUCUUACCGGAGAAACGCCGGUACAUUCUGAAUCCUGUGCCGGAAUAAAGGAGGGAACGCAGAUGUCGCCACCAGACAGCUAGCGAAACAUAAGUGUUAACCACUACUCUCGCUAGAAGAUUGACACGACGAAGGAGAAAGAAGCCCGCCACUCCACGCGCCGUUUCACGAGGCUCGCGUACGCUGCUCGACUCCUGCCAAGACUAGCAAGCAAGCAAGCUGCUCGACUCGCCAGAACACCUUAUCUUAGACCACAGCAGGCGGCCGUCCUCCAACUGCGGGCGCCGCUCUUCCUGAAGCCCGGCCUUUGAGCCCGUUUCACGGCAGCCCGAAGGCUGACGGCGACUGCGAGGAGACUGCGGGAGCGAGUGCCAACGGAGGAGCGAGGCCUAGGGCGAAGGCCGAGCUGUUGCCGCCAUGACGCGAGAGGAGGAUCCAUCCAACAAGGAAGCAGCCCCGCCCAAGACUACCCGGGCGAAGCGGAAGCUGGCUGCUGCCGACGAUGGCGGUAGUCAACCUCAAGAGGCCACCACCGUCAAGCGGCCGCGUGCAAGGCCUACCAAUAAGGACCCGUCUCCACCAACGUCGAGGUCCCGGUCUCUGGAGCCGGCAACGCCGAAAGCCAUCGGUACCACGGCUUCUGCCAAGGCAAGAAAGGCCUCAGAUGAACCGGCACCAGACGCCUACGUGUACGUUCCGUCCACCAGCAAGGGACUUUCACAGAAGGCGCAGAAGGUGACCCGCAAGACGCCAUCACGGAGCUCCUCCCCGAGCGAUGCCACCUCUGCCACCAUGACGCACGAGGAGCCAGCCAAGAAGGAAGCGGCCCUGCCCAAUAUGACCCGGGCGAAGCGAAAGCUGGCUGCUGCCGACGAUAGCGGUAGUCAACCUCAAGAGGCCACCACCAUCAAGCUGCCGCGUGCAAGGCCUACCAAUAAGGACCCGUCUCCACCAACGACGAGGUCCCGGUCUCUGAAGCCGGCAACGCCGAAAGCCAUCGGUACCACGGCUUCUGCCAAGGCAAGAAAGGCCUCAGAUGAACCGGCACCAGACGCCUACGUGUACGUUCCGUCCACCAGCAAGGGACUUUCACAGAAGGCGCAGAAGGUGACCCGCAAGACGCCAUCACGGAGCUCCUCCCCGAGCGAUGCCACCUCUGCCACCAUGACGCACGAGGAGCCAGCCAAGAAGGAAGCGGCCCUGCCCAAUAUGACCCGGGCGAAGCGAAAGCUGGCUGCUGCCGACGAUAGCGGUAGUCAACCUCAAGAGGCCACCACCAUCAAGCUGCCGCGUGCAAGGCCUACCAAUAAGGACCCGUCUCCACCAACGACGAGGUCCCGGUCUCUGAAGCCGGCAACGCCGAAAGCCAUCGGUACCACGGCUUCUGCCAAGGCAAGAAAGGCCUCAGAUGAACCGGCACCAGACGCCUACGUGUACGUUCCGUCCACCAGCAAGGGACUUUCACAGAAGGCGCAGAAGGUGACCCGCAAGACGCCAUCACGGAGCUCCUCCCCGAGCGAUGCCACCUCUGCCACCAUGACGCACGAGGAGCCAGCCAAGAAGGAAGCGGCCCUGCCCAAUAUGACCCGGGCGAAGCGAAAGCUGGCUGCUGCCGACGAUGGCGGUAGUCAACCUCAAGAGGCCACCACCGUCAAGCGGCCGCGUGCAAGGCCUACCAAUAAGGACCCGUCUCCACCAACGUCGAGGUUCCGGUCUCUGGAGCCGGCAACGCCGAAAGCCAUCGCCACCAUGGCUUCUGUCAAGGCAAGAAAGGCCUCAGAUGAACCGGCACCAGACGCCGAUGCCAGUGUUCCGUCCACCAGCGAAGAACUUUCACGGAAGCCGCAGAGGGUGAGCCGCAAGACGCAAUCACGGAGCUCCUCCCCGAGCGAUGCCAUUUCCGCCGCGGCCAAGACUACCAUGCGUGGACAGCGCUCGCGAGGUCACUCCAAUGGCAGCAGCAGUCACCAGGCCAAGAGGGGAAGGAACCGUGGCAGAAUCUAGCCACUCGCCCCGCAGCGGCCGCGGUGGCCGCAAGCACAAAGGCAGCCGCCGAGGAACAUCCACCAUCGACUCGGAGAGCAGCCACGGAAGAAAGGGGGGAUGAAGCAAGAGCCGGAGCAGCACGUUUGCAGCGAGCACGAGCGCCAAGGAUCGAAAAAAAAGGCGGCGCCACGCCCGUAGAAGUCAUUCGUCGCCGAGCAGUAGAUGUAGGCGAGUCAAAUCGAUGACGAUUGAAUUUCGAAGAUUGAAUUUGAAUUGAAUUUUGAUGACGAAUUUAAAACAUUUAAGACGAUUGAAGUUUAAAGAGACUGAAUUUUGAAUACGAAUUUCGAAGUUUCCAAGAAAACGACAGGGAAGAAAUCGUGGUCUGCGCGUCAGGGAAACCAUCCAAACAAAUUCUGCUUUCAAGGACCUUUACUGUUGUUCAAUUAUUUUCUGCAUAA